CACCACGAACAGAGCGAUCAGGAGCGUCUCUACCACCAGUAGCGCUAUCAGGAAAGAUUUGACAGCGGGAAUAUUGGCCGUAUUUGAGGGGAUCCUGGGUAGGGCGGGGGUACCAAGGAUACAAGAAGGAAUUAUGAAGUGGCCGCAAUUGCCGUCAUACUCACCCCAGAGCACUAGGGAUAGUGCAAAGUUAGCUAAUGAAGCUAGUAGAGCUACUUGUUUACUCUGUCUUUCAUUAGAGCAUCCCAGGAUGAUACCGGCAACCCCGAUAAGUGGAGUUAGUAGCAAUACAAGCAAGAGUUUGGAUCCAUCUUUAUAUGGUGGUAACUGGACUACCAUGACCCCUAUCAUCAGAAGCCAGGAAGAAGCCACAAAGCAGGUGAUCCUUAUCGGAGAGAAGGGGACCAAAGGAGGGUGUCAAAGUGCAGCUACCCUCAAAACUUCACUUAACUAUUAA
Molecule: messenger RNA, 457 nt
Organism: Funneliformis caledonium
Lineage: Eukaryota; Fungi; Glomeromycota; Glomeromycetes; Glomerales; Glomeraceae
Source: the annotation of a GenBank genome assembly